This is a messenger RNA of Colias croceus (clouded yellow), 632 nucleotides long. It is a transcript of the gene SmD1, whose product is annotated as probable small nuclear ribonucleoprotein Sm D1. Gene Ontology annotation, cellular component: U2 snRNP; pICln-Sm protein complex; precatalytic spliceosome. Gene Ontology annotation, molecular function: RNA binding. The coding region runs from base 130 to 507 and encodes 125 amino acids. NCBI's taxonomy places the organism in Eukaryota, Metazoa, Arthropoda, Insecta, Lepidoptera, Pieridae. Gene Ontology annotation, biological process: spliceosomal snRNP assembly; RNA processing. The transcript has a single exon. The record is from RefSeq and is a predicted model, not a curated record.
GCCAUAUUUUGUUUAGGCUGUCUGCUUUCAUUCUUAUUUCUUGAUUCUUCGAAAAAUUGAGGUUAUUUCGGCGCUCAGACGCCGUAAUUGUUUUGCUAAAAGUGGUAUAUAAAUAACAACACAAGAAACAUGAAGCUCGUUCGUUUCUUAAUGAAACUUAGUCAUGAAACAGUUACAAUAGAAUUAAAGAAUGGUAGCGUCGUCCACGGUACCAUCACCGGCGUCGAUGUCGCUAUGAACACACAUCUCAAAGCUGUAAAAGUAACUUUAAAGAAUAAAGAAGAGUUGCAAUUGGAGACGUUAAGUAUACGUGGGAACAACAUACGAUACUUCUUGUUGCCUGAUAGUUUACCUUUGGAAACUUUGUUAAUCGAUGAUACGCCUAAAGGAAAGGGUAAACGUGAGGGCUUCCAGCGCGGUGGUACGAGAGGCGGCAGGGGCAGAGGCCGAGGUGGUCGCGGAGGCCCGAGAGGCGGUCGCGGAGGACGGGGACGAGGCCGCCGAUAAACUUAAUGUAUAUUAGUUAUAAGUAUUUGUGAUUACAUUCUAAUUCCUACCAAAAGUUGUCUCAUGGAAGCAAAGAACGUGAUGUUAGUUUUUACUGUGUAUUAAAGAAUUUCCAUCUUUGCAAA